AUGAAUCAGCAGUGCAAAGUCUGUGGCGAACCAGCGGCCGGGUUCCAUUUCGGUGCCUUCACUUGCGAAGGUUGCAAGUCUUUCUUCGGCCGCUCGUACAACAAUCUGUCGUCGAUUUCGGAGUGUAAAAACAACGGCGAAUGUAUCAUCAACAAGAAGAACCGAACCGCCUGCAAGGCGUGCCGGUUGCGCAAGUGCUUGAUGGUGGGCAUGUCCAAAAGCGGUUCCCGCUACGGGCGCCGCUCGAACUGGUUCAAGAUCCAUUGCUUGCUGCAGGAGCAGCAGCAGGCCGCCCAGCAGCAGGGCAACCACCAGAAGGCACCACAGUCGGUGGGCAUGCACGCCGGCAUGUUCCACGGUGCCUACGCGCACGGUAUGUACCCGCGGCCACCAUGCACCAAGGAGGAACUGAUGAUCCUCGGCCUGGAGGAGUACAGCAAGCACCCAUCGGCCUCGCCGUCCGUCAGCUCGCCGGAUAGUCAUAACUCAGAUAGCUCGAAUGAGCUGCACGACCGCCGGAACGCGCUUCUACGGCAGGGCAAGCUACACGACUCGCCGCUCAACAAGGACCUCUUCCUGCCUCUGCCCUUCGGGGGGCUGCCGCUGAUGCCGCCGCCCGGUUUUCUGCCCUCGUCCCAUCUCAUGUUUCCGGGCUUCCAUCCGGCGCUCUACUCGCAUCCACAGGCGGGCCUUCUGAAGCCGGCGGACACCCAGCACCUGACGCUUCCCAGCUCGCCAUUGGCCAACAACAACAGUCGCUUCACGCCGAACCACAACCAAACGGAACCGCCCCCACACCCACACUCCGGGGCCGGAAGCGACUCCGGAAAGUCGCCCGAUUCCUUCUCCAAGCGGUUCAUUCUGGAUCAGGUGCUCGAGUCGCAGCGCUGCCCAAGCAAUGGCACGGUCGGCAGCGAUAAAGAGGAGCCGGAGCCGGAGGAGGUCGUGCCGGCGACCAUGACCCCGCCGCGCUCUCCCGUCGUCGUCGUGUCCGUCUCGCAGUCCUCUUCCGGCGGACGACAAUCGCAGGCUUCUUCGGGACACGGCCAAUCGCAUAAUCACCACCAUCACCAUAACCACCAGGACAACCCGAUCGAUUUGAGCAUGAAGACAGGCAGCAGCUGUACUUCAACCGACGAGCGGCGAUCCUCGAUGUCCGGCGCCGAGUCCAACGGUUCGGAUGAUGAGGCGCACGUCGACAGUCGUCCUCCCUCGGCCGGUCACGAUAAGUACAAGUACGCCAUGGCGGCUGCAGCGACGCCUCCCUCCAAAACUCCUCCUACCAACACCACCAACAGCAGUAGCAGCAACAACAACAACAACAACAACAACAACAACAACAGUAUCAGCAACAAUCACAAUCAACACCAUCAUCACCAGCGAUCGCACCAGCACUCGCCGCGUCCACAUGCCCUCUCAAUGUCUCCUUCGCCGACUCAACUACAGCAGCAUCGUGCGUCUCCACCACAAACCGAGUCUCCGGCCCGUGUUCAGCAUCACUACCCGCCCACCCACCAGCGCAACCACCAUCACCAUCAUCAGCACUCGCAGCACCGGCCACGUCACGGGCACCAUGGCGGAAGCGGAAGUGACUCCGAGCUGGAACCCGAGGAAACCGAGUACGAUCGCGAAGUGAAGCGCAUGAAGCUGACCGGCACUACGCCGCUGGAUUUGACUACCAAAGUCUGA
Messenger RNA from Anopheles coustani, 1689 nucleotides. Its product is annotated as knirps-related protein-like. The coding region runs from base 1 to 1689 and encodes 562 amino acids. The transcript has 2 exons. Gene Ontology annotation, molecular function: zinc ion binding; DNA-binding transcription factor activity; sequence-specific DNA binding. The record is from RefSeq and is a predicted model, not a curated record. NCBI's taxonomy places the organism in Eukaryota, Metazoa, Arthropoda, Insecta, Diptera, Culicidae. Gene Ontology annotation, biological process: regulation of DNA-templated transcription.